Marasmius oreades (fairy-ring Marasmius) is the source of this 1477-nucleotide messenger RNA. RefSeq lists its product as uncharacterized. NCBI's taxonomy places the organism in Eukaryota, Fungi, Basidiomycota, Agaricomycetes, Agaricales, Marasmiaceae. The transcript is spliced from 5 exons. The record is from RefSeq and is a predicted model, not a curated record. Gene Ontology annotation, molecular function: protein binding. Bases 240 to 1262 code for a protein of 340 amino acids.
UUUCUUCUUUCUGGGUCGUGUAAACUGCGGAUGAAACGAGCAUGCCCUGCUGGCAAUUAUGGUCGGUUCCGGUGCCAAUCAUCGCCUUCGAACUCUCUCAAGAUCAAGACAGGUGUUGAAUACAAUUUUAUUAGUACACGUCUUCUUCGGUUAGGUUCUGGCCUCUUUCCAACACUGCCGCCUUUGCUGUGGUCGCGUAGCUCAAGUUACACGCAGCCCCCGCGACUUGUACGAUCAAGAUGUCAGAUUACGGAUCCAGGUUGCGACUCGAGAAAAGUGAGAAGUACAUGAUAACCGGAGGGGACCUUCAUCUUACCGCGGGAAACACUUUAUACAGAGUACAUCGAUACUUUUUUGAAAGGGAGUCCCCCAAAUUCAAAGAGAUUCUUGGAAAACCGACUUCCCCAGGACAGCCAAAACCCGGCAGUACACCAACCUCUGCAAUUCUUCUAGAGGUAACCAGUGAAGAACUUGACAAAUUCUUAUGGGUUUUCUACAAUCCGACGUUUUCAUGGGAUGCCCCGGUUGAAGAUUGGGCAUCUAUUUUGUACCUGGCCAGUCUAUGGCGGUUCCCUCAUGUCAAGGCUCACGCUCUCCGGGAGUUGGAACAGAUGACGAUGCCGUUGAUCGACAAAAUCGCUCUAUUUCAAAAGUGCUCGCUAGAUGAAGAAUACCUUGUACCUCUCUACGGUGCGCUCUGUGCAAGGGAUGCACCGCUGAGCAUCGCCGAGUCCGAAAAGCUGGGUGUGCAAACAGCUGUAAUCGUUUUCCAGGCUAGGGAGGCGCUUCGAGCACAUUCAUCCGAGAGAGGGAAGAGCCCACUUCCCGAGGAAGUUGAGGAUGACGAGAUCGUCGACACCAUCCGCGAUAUACUGAAAGGCGUUCCACACAGCAAUCGUAAGAGUAUUUCACUUAGUGGUUGGGUUGAAAUUUUUCUCUACCAGCAUGAACCGACUAUUAAUGGGAUUUUUCGCGGGCAGGCAGCAGCGUACGAGGAAGCGCUGGCAUCGAGGGACGUGCACGGACGGACUCGAAGAGCACGCCGGAUAACAAGAGAAGAGUUUCCGUCCGAUCCGGGAAUGGAAACCAUAACAGAGAAGGAAACGGAACCACCGACGACCCCAAAGAUUACUGAACCGCCUGAACCAGGAUCUGAAAAUUCAGUGGAUGAUAGUGAAGCAAAACCCUCUCCUGGUACACAGGGCAGAAGACGGUCUUUUCGGAAGAGCCUGCUGAAGAGCCUACGGAUAUCGAAGAAGUAGAGACUCGUAGCGUUGAAAGUUUCCUGAAAAAUCAAGGCACAAUCGCAGUAGCAGCCAGAACAGAAUCCCGUAUCAGUCGAGCGAGCAGAACAGACUGCAACUCAUCUCUAUGCUCGACCCCGCCUCUGCCAGGUGCUUGGCCUAGUUCAAGUAGUUAGUGGGUAUUGUGUAGCUGACCAAAUAAUGCGAAACACGACUUUCUCUCCUACUCCCAU